AAAGUAGGAAGUAACAGAAAAAAGAUGGCGGCCAGUGGUCGCCACGGCGGUCGACCUUUCGUUAAAAGUGGCCGAUUCAGAGCUCGACAUGAAAGUGCAGACGAAAAUUUGAAGCUUGAUUUUUCGAGAGACCCAAAUGAAAAUUUGAAAGAGAUUUUAGCUGUCAUAGUUUCCCAAAGUAGUAUACCAAAAUCUAAGAAGCUAGCAUACCUGAAUGCUUUAGUCAAACUUAUACUUAAAUAUGGAAAUGACAAAUACUCAGGCUUCACAAAGAGAGAUAUUUUGUGUUGUUUAAGAGUAGGAUUAUUCCAUGAGGCAAAAGAAGUACGAGCGGCAGUGUUGCGAGUGCUGCGAUACUUUCUCCAGGACCAAGAGACCGUCGAUUUAUUUUACACUCUCCACAUAGAUUACUUAAUUGUCAGGUCAAUAGAUUUAUGUUUAGACAAUGAAGUAGAGAGAAUACAUGGGAUUAAACUAGUCAGAAAAAUUCUGCAGAUUGCACCCAAGAAAUUGUCCGAUCUCUUAUUUUAUCCAUUGGUUGCCAUUAGUAAUGAUGGAACAGCCGAGAGAGACCGAAUGGUCAGGAUAGCUCUAGAAACGAUAUGUGAAACAGCAUUUGUGAAUCCUGAGUUAUUGGCAAGAUGUGGAGGAAUUGGUGCUAUUUUAAGAGCUGCUCUGGACUGCCACCAAUAUCCCAGAAUUAACGAAUCGCUGGUGUCCACCGUUCUACAUCUACUGAACCAUCCCAGGACCAGACAUUUCAUCAAGUUUAACACAGAUCUAGAGCAACUGUUAGCCCCGUUCACAGACUGCCAUUACAGAUUCAGUGCUGAGUCAUCAGAGCAAUCCUCAGGUGAGGAGAAGGAGAAUCGAUUUGCAGCCAGUAAAAUGGCUGUCGUCUCCAUCAUGCGAACUUGGUCGGGAAUUAUUCGUUUUUGUCGACCCGAUGGCAGCGGUUUACAGUCACUUGUUGGCAUUCUAUACCUACCAUACAAAGAAAUUAGGCAUGGAAUACUAGAGAUUUUAUUUGAUUUAUUUCGGUUGAAAAUUCCCGAGUCAACAGAUGAUUUCGACACAGCUUUAUUAAGUGUGGAUCCGUCUGAGAUGCAGGAAAACUGGAAGAUAACAGAUGGAUUUGUAGCUGAGGAGGGGAAGUGUAUUCUGCCCCACAUGGCUAAAAUCAGACCAAAUUUAAUUGAAAACCAUAUAGCAUUACUUCUGUCUGCAUGGAUUGGAGCUGGAAUUCUAGAGGCAUUAGUAGAAGUGAUAAUCAGCAGUGACCGUCAACUCUUUGUUCGUGCCACAAUCCUCCUCGGUGACCUACUUCAUUUAGCCAGUACCAUGCUUCCCCCCGAGUGCUCCCAUCACAACCACUGUCUGCCAUCUCUCCUGGCCCUGGCCUCCUCACCUGAUCUCAACUCGGCUCAGACAUUUCAAGCCCGAGAAGCUAUAUAUUACUUAGAGCGCCUCCACGCCAUGAAGAAGCGAGGUCCUGUACCCAGUAGUCUGUACCUGGAUCAGCUGAUUCAGAGGAACGGAGGUCGACCUGUAGGACAGACCAAAUUCUACCUGAGGAAGAAAUAUGACCUUUACAUCAAUAAAUCUCCUACGGAGGAUAUGAUAGGACAGGCCAUUAAAGAUUCCAAUGUUGUCAACACCAAGGAUAUCCAGAACUGGGACUGGGAAUUAGUGCCAGCUAUACUGAAGUGGCCAGAGGAGAAAUUAAAGAGACUAGAUGACCAGGUUACUUUGAAGUUUUUCAAGAGGCUUGUACAUUUUUACAAACCAACCAAUCACCGGUUUUCGAGACUAGAGGUCAACCACAAACUGGCUCAGAUGAUGGUACAUUCCGGUUGUCUGCUGGUGGACUUCCUCGUGUCAACAGAACAGGACGAGGUCCAGAAACUGGCUCUAGAUUUUAUAGGAGAUAUAGGGGGAUGCAUGUCUGAGAUUGCACAGCAGCGUUUGGUGCCAGAGUCGGUACUGAGUCCAGGGAAUGUCAUUAACACAUGCAGUCAGUUCUACUUUCUGUUUGUGGGCCGAUUCUCAGGGACGGUUCUGGGGGACAAAUAUCUAGAAAAAACUGGUGUAUAUCAGUAUUUGCUGGAUAUAGUUUCCAUAGCCCCCCAGGACAGCUUUGUAAAGUUGUCUGUGUCCAGUCUUAACUACAGUAAAGACGGUAAUACCAGACCUGUGCUGGCCAAAGCCCUGUGUUCUGCCACUGAGUCUGCCCGGCUAUACUGCACCAAGUUUCUGCGUACGCUGCUGCGGACCAGAGUAGCUGGGUUCAGUACCUGGGGUAUGGAGCUUCUGGUGAAUCAGCUGUAUGACCAAAGUAACCAGGUGGCUCAGGCAGCUCUACAUGUCCUGGAGGAGGCAUGUGAUGUACAGCCGUGUCUGAAUUCCGUCAUUAAGUUGAGGCCCCAGUGUCUCCACCUGGGGGAGAGGGGUGUCCUCCUGCUGUGUCGCUUCAUGUCCACGUCCAAAGGAUUCAAAAUGCUCAGCGAUGCCAACUUCAUACACAACGAGGUCCAAAAGUGGGAAAAGACCUAUAAUGUAAGAUAUAUUCACAUUGUGGAGGACUUGCUGAAUGAGGCCCUAACUACAUACGAGAAAACGUACGAAGGAUCCUUUACUCGCAGGUCCAGCAGGAAGAGAUCUAACAAGGAUGCAUAUGUGCCAGUCCACUUGUAUGGCCAGCUGACUCAACACAAGGAAGGAUUCAGCCUUCUACAACAGCAGGACUGUAUUGGGGAGUUUUUUAAGUGUAUUAAAUGCCUGGAGCUGCAUUCUGAUGAGGAUGUUCUGAAAAUGAAGACAGCAUUGUGGGCUGUGGGCCAUAUUGGGACAUCUACCUGGGGUGUAAAUUGGUUGGAAGAAGAAAGACUCUUACCAGAAAUCAUCAAACUUGCUGAGGAGAGUGGAGUCUUUUCUAUACGAGGAACGGCUUUCUACGUGCUGGGACUUCUGACCAGUACAAGGGAGGGGGCGGAGUACCUGACCCAGCUGGGCUGGGAGUCGUGCUGGCACACCCGUGAGGAUCGCUGGCCGGUGGUGGAGGACCGGUCGGAACUUCUGACGGAGCUCCAGGACAGUGAUAACGGACGCUGCGACCUCGAGUCACGUGGAGCCAGUUCUCCCGGCAUCUUAUCAUCCAGUCUCUUCUUUAUUGAGGAGGAGAAUUCAGCUUUAGACCAAGGUUGUGAGUCAGGACUUAUACACAGCUGUGAUCAAAACUCUAACAUUGAGGCUUCAAUGUUCAUUCCAAAGAGGAGUAAAACAUUACCCAAUGAAAUGGCUUUUCAUAAGAGGUACAAGUCCCUACCAAGUAGGACUGCUAAUAUAAGAAGUUACUCUUUAGGGCAUCAUGAUCGGGACAGAAUUAUUCGCGAUGAUCCUAGACUGAUGACAAGACGAUUGAAUUCACCCUCCCGGCAGACUGAGGAUGUGUUAUCAGACAAGUCACAGUUGUCAAGGGCAAGUGAAAGAAAGGAAAGUCCAAAAAAUAUUCCUGUGAUAUGUUUAUCAGACAUGGAUUCUGGAACGUUUGAGGGUUCCAUGACGGAGGACGUGGACGGGAAGCCUCCUAUCUGUGAUAAUUUUAGUGCAAUGGACGACGAGGGGGAAGGGAUUUCUUUUAGUGUCAAAGAUAGUGAUGAGAAAUCUGACAGCUCAGAGACAAAGACUCUGACCAAUCAGUCGUUAAAGAAAUCACCAAACCUGCGGGACGGGAGAUGUAGCAGUAGUGAUAGCUCGCGGACCAGUAACAAAAGUCGCGCGGACAGUUUUAACACAGAUUCCACUACUAGUGGGGUCAGUUCUUGUGAAUCUGGCCCACACACCUGUCUUUCAUCUGAGUUUAUGUCCCUUAGUCCUAUAGCCAGUACUAGUUCUAUAGACACAUUGGGGGUCACUGGUACAUCAGAUGCCAGGGACCUCAUUCAUCCGUCUUCAUUCCGACGAAAAUCUUUAAAUCUAAAACGAGUGCCAAGCCUACGAAAUAAACAAGCCAGUCCUGCCUAUGGUAUCCUGCCUUCAGCUCAGUUACUUGAGGGGAUGACUACAGAGAGUGCUAUAAUGUACACCACAUCACGUGACGCCAUGGGAUACGCCACGUGGCGAUCCAUCAAGCGUCAGCGUCGCAUCAGUUCUGAUGUGGAGUCGGACAUGGGUCUUAAUUCUCUUUACGGAGAGGAGGAGGGGAAUGAGAUGAUUAGAAAAAACAGUAUUGAGUCCAAAAUGAGCACCGACACAUUCACUUUUCGUUCAAGUUCUGGGAUUCCACGUAACGCCAGCAGUGUGUCUCUAUCUGACCAGGAGAGGGCUGGGACUCCCUAUGGGGUGGCCCCUAAAGCUAUCCUACUACAGAGGAGGCCACACACGGGGGAAGCAGAAUUCCUGGGUCUCACCCUGCCAGUAGACAUCAACAUGAUGUUCCAGGUUCAUGCAGGAGAGGAUCAGAGAUCUGAGGCUGCCCCAGUAGAGAAAGAGGAGAACAAUAUGGAACAGAAAAAGAAGCCAAGAUCUCGGAAGUCAUCUAGGAUUGUGCCUGCUCUGGAAAGCUUUGAACACGACUCAACAAUUUGUCUGCUGUGUUCUCAGCUUAAACGCCAAGAUAUCAGUCAAGCAGAGAUAGAGGAAGCUUUACAAGAGGAUGGAGAUCUCGAGUCCGUGUCCCUGGAUAAGGACCCUGGGAGUCUGAACGCUGCCAUCAAACUUCAGAAGGGGUCACGACCCCGGUACAGCAGUAUUAACGAGCCAUCCUCAGCCACCCCAGGAAGUGUUACAAGCUGUACAAGCUCAGACUCUCUGACUGUAAAGAUGUCUUAUGACAAUGUUCAUGGGAAAGGGCUGAUCAGAAAAGAACUGAGAAAACUGGUGAUUAACCUGAGUAGUUCUGUGGGACUGAAGGGCUCGGAGCAGGGACUCCUUAUGUUGAAGCAAAAGUUCCCUGCAGUGUUCAAGGAUGUUUGUUUUUACUCUGAAGUUUGUCAUCUUUUAUCUAUAUGUUCAUUCCGACUGAAUGCCAGGAGAUUUGUACAGGAACUUUUCGAAGAUUUCAAAAUAAAUAAGCUGAUAGCAGAGCCUUACUCUUUAACUAGUACGGCUGAAGGAUCAGAGAAGAAUGUGAUCCAAGGAAAUAAACAUGACAACCUGGACAGCCUCUCAGAAUACAACCAAUUCUAACCAAGCCUAGAAAUGCUGCAACUCACACUUCAAACUGUUUAGAUUUCUCAGAGAGUGUUACUUAAUAUUUAGAAGUAAUGAACAGAUCUGUUUGUAGGUCAUGGAUAUGUAGAUUUCCAUUGAAUGAAAAGACCCAAUAAUUUGCAGGUGAAGCUUGACAGUUUGUGGAUUUUCUCUUCUUAUCUGUGGAGGAUUACAUUUUAUUGUUUGUGAAUCAGUAAAUGAUUUUUAAACUUAAUUUGAAAAAGAAUUUAUUUUGCUAUGUUCCUGAAAACUGUUUAAUAGUUGAUGUAUAGGUAUUCAUUCCUCAUAGACAAGAUAUGAUUCUCUAUUCCAGUAAAAUAUUGUUAAUGUAUUGAGUGUUCCUGAUAGAGAAAUACUCCACUGUUGUCUGUGCUGGCUUCACAGCACUGGAAUUAUUGACAUUUUGUCUGGAGUAUUUUGUACAAUUAAAAGGUUGUUGUACGACAUGUGACUAUUCUACAUUCUUCUUGAUCUCUGUAAUUGAUAACACUAUAAUGAUAACUUGCUGUAAUGUUUAUGCCUUUUGUCUGACUUUUGGAAUGACAGAGAUGUUUUUCUUUGAAUGAGUGUUUAUUGAGGUACAUGUAUAAAUAAGUGCUUAAGAAGUGCUUGAUGUUAUUUUGUGACUGUUAUACAGUUAUUGUUAAAUCUAGGGCAAAAUGCAAAUCCAUGGACUGGCCAAACCCGGAGAUAUUUCAUCUACAGAUGCUGGUACAUAACACUGCUUAAUAGAAUCUUAAUCAAGUUUUGGGGUGAUUGUUUUAGCCUCGGGUAACAAAGAGAGAAGUUUUUGGGCACCAUGUUCUUUGUAAUUUUUUUUCAUGGAAAAAUGAAUCCCAAAAUACAUAAUUCAUGAAUUCACUAUGCAACUCUCCACUAAACCCAAUAAAAAUGUUCAGUCCAAGAUUGUUGUUUUCCCACUUUACGUUUCAAAGUUAAUAAAUAAUCAGGAGAGAGAGUUAUAACAUCUGUCAUUUUUACCACUGUCCAAUGUUGGCAUUGUUUAACCUUUAUUUUUCCUAUGUAUUUUGGAACACCAAUUGUAUUCACAUUACUAUAAUUUACAUAUUGUGAUCACAAGAUAUUUGUUAUUGAUGGAAAAUUGAAAAAUAAACCAAUCUACCAUACCGA
Saccostrea cuccullata (small rock oyster) is the source of this 6342-nucleotide messenger RNA. Its product is annotated as rapamycin-insensitive companion of mTOR-like. Gene Ontology annotation, biological process: TORC2 signaling; positive regulation of phosphatidylinositol 3-kinase/protein kinase B signal transduction. Gene Ontology annotation, molecular function: protein serine/threonine kinase activator activity. Bases 25 to 5187 code for a protein of 1720 amino acids. NCBI's taxonomy places the organism in Eukaryota, Metazoa, Mollusca, Bivalvia, Ostreida, Ostreidae. The record is from RefSeq and is a predicted model, not a curated record. The transcript is spliced from 35 exons. Gene Ontology annotation, cellular component: TORC2 complex.